AUGGAUAUUCCGGGGGAGUCCUUGGAAAAAAGGCCGUCUGUGAAGGCUGCAUGCAACGAACACCACGUCGAGGCAAAACCCAAGAAGUUCUUUCAUCUGGCUAAACUCAAGAAAUUCAUCGCUGACAAGAAGGCCAAGAGCGCCGCAGAGAAGAAGGCCGAGAAGACAGUUGAGGGGAAGGCAAAGGCUGACAAGGUCACGGAUGCGAAGAGCCUGAAGGUGUCCAAGACCGAGGCGUCCGAAACUGCUGCGGAUAGGACUGUGGAGUCCUCGCUUCCCGAGACGAGCGAGAAGCUCCACCACAGGCACCAUCACUACAGGCCCAAGGCCGAACGCAAUGCUGCUCGUAAAGCCCCCAGGAAAUCGCGCAAGGCCAAGUUUGCUAAGGAGUAUGGUUUGACCUCGGAAGAUGAUUUUUUGUCUUCAAGAAUCUUUGAUUUGAAGAAGGGGUAUGUAACAUUCUCUAAGACGAUGGACUGUAUUGUCCAAAACACUAUCAGCGAUACAAAGGAUGAUUUCACUGGAAACACUCACCUUUAUGGUCGUUUUGUAUAUGCUUUCGAGGCCGUACGCGUGUGGCUGUGCAGAAACAGGGGCAAAGUUGUUGAGCUUCACCACAUUUACCUCCGAGUCGCAACCACAAUGCCUCAGACUCUGGACUAUGACCACAACACCUACCUCGCCGUCACCCUCUCUACAGCAUCUCAUACUCGCUUUCAACCUUCGUCGCUGUCGGCCGUGCACCCCUCCUUGACGUACCAUGGGCAAGUGGGCGAGCUACACGACGUGCAAUUAUUUGCCGUUCCCAAGGCUGACUGGGAUCAGGUUGGAGAAGAUAUUCUGGCCGUUUUGAAGGCCAAGGAGGGUGUUUUGGGUGUUGAUGUUCAGGUGCCAAAGCAACGGGUCAAGCGGGGCAGCGAUGAGUUGUAA
Laccaria bicolor S238N-H82 is the source of this 930-nucleotide messenger RNA. RefSeq lists its product as uncharacterized. Bases 1 to 930 code for a protein of 309 amino acids. The record is from RefSeq and is a predicted model, not a curated record. Lineage: Eukaryota; Fungi; Basidiomycota; Agaricomycetes; Agaricales; Hydnangiaceae. The transcript has 4 exons.